UCAAUCUCUUGGCUGUCUCUUGUCUCGAAUCUGCCUUUCCUCUCUACAGCAGCAACUAAAUUCAUCAUCAAACCCUUUCUUCAAUCCAUGUCUAUUUCCACCAAAAUUCCACACCCUCUCUUCACUUCACAUCCUACUAAGUUAACCAUUUUUAAAUCCAUCAUCACAAUCCAAAGAAUCUCCACAAAAAAACCCAUUAUUUCAGCCACCCCACAACAAUCCUCAUCAUCAUCUCUUCAACCCAUUGAAGAACUCCCACCAAAGGUUCAAGAAAUCAUCAAACUAUUCCAAGCAGUUGAACAACCAAAAGCUAAAUAUGAACAACUCUUGUUUUAUGGAAAGAAUUUAAAACCACUUGAUGCUCAGUACAAGACUAAUGAAAACAAGGUUCAGGGUUGUGUUUCACAGGUUUGGGUUAGGGCGUAUUUUGAUUCCGAGAGAAGUGUAAUCUUUGAAGCUGAUUCGGAUUCGGUACUCACUAAAGGUCUUGCUGCUUUGUUAGUUCAGGGCCUUUCUGGAAGACCUGUAGAAGAGAUUGUUAGAGUUUCGCCUGAUUUUGCGCUACUUUUAGGAUUGCAACAAAGCUUAACUCCUUCUAGGAAUAAUGGGUUUUUGAAUAUGUUGAAGUUAAUGCAGAAAAAAGCGUUGCAGUUGUACGUUGAAGCGGAGAAAAAAGUAUCUGGUUUAGGCCCCCAGAGCGAUUUAUCAAAUGCCUCGACUGAGCAAAUUAAUGUUAAUGGAAAUGUUCAGGAAGUUGGUGAAAACAAUAUAAUUGUUGGUGCUGUUGAUGAUGGUGUUUUGAGGAGUAGAGGGAUGAGAAUAAAGGAGAAAUUGGAGAAGGAACUUAGGCCUGUUGAAUUAGAAGUUGAAGAUAUAUCUUAUCAGCACGCGGGGCAUGCCGGGGUUAGAGGCAGUGAUGGAGAGACACAUUUUAAUUUAAAAGUGAUUUCUGAGGAAUUUGAAGGUAAGAGUUUGGUUAAGAGGCAUAGGAUGAUUUAUGGUUUACUGCAAGAUGAGUUGCAGAGUGGAUUACAUGCAUUGUCAAUUGUGGCUAAGACACCGUCUGAAGUUGGUAGUAGUUGA
Molecule: messenger RNA, 1083 nt
Organism: Lycium ferocissimum
Lineage: Eukaryota; Viridiplantae; Streptophyta; Magnoliopsida; Solanales; Solanaceae
Product: sufE-like protein 1, chloroplastic/mitochondrial
Exons: 1
Coding region: 88-1083 (331 amino acids)
Source: RefSeq, a predicted model, not a curated record